Messenger RNA from Zingiber officinale, 2808 nucleotides. Its product is annotated as phospholipase D beta 1-like. The coding region runs from base 163 to 2808 and encodes 881 amino acids. Gene Ontology annotation, molecular function: D-type glycerophospholipase activity. Lineage: Eukaryota; Viridiplantae; Streptophyta; Magnoliopsida; Zingiberales; Zingiberaceae. Gene Ontology annotation, cellular component: plasma membrane. The transcript is spliced from 8 exons. Gene Ontology annotation, biological process: phospholipid catabolic process. The record is from RefSeq and is a predicted model, not a curated record.
AAAAAAAAACUCACGAACGUAAACGCAUGCUCCUCUCCCUCCAUUUCACGUUUCCUCUUGUUCACCGGCUUCCGUUGGAUAUGGAUCUCCUCUCUCUUCUCUCCAACAACAGAGCAUCCUAAAUUACAGAUAUCGGAAGAAGAAGAAGAAGCAGCAGCAUCCAUGGCCAACCCAUAUGAAUAUCCCCCUCCUACUCUUCCUCCUCCUCCUCCUCCACCGCCGGCGCCGGCGCCACCGCCAGUCUACACCUACCCCAUUCCCUAUCCUCUGCCUUCCAAUAUCCCCUCUCCCUAUCAACCCGUCUUCCCGUCUCCUCCCCAACUCUACCCUCCCUUUCCACAGCCGGCCUUCCAAUUCAAUCUCUCCGCACAACCGGUGGCGUUCUAUCCGCCGCCGCCGCCGAACUACCAUUACGGUACCUUCUUAUUACCUCAGCCCCAGCCCCAGACCUACGCCUAUCUCCGUCCUUUUCCCUAUGAUCCUUUUUCCGCUACUGAUCCGGUCCACUCUGUUGGAAAUGAAGGGCUCCUUCCAGCACAAACCUCCUCCUCCACCUCCUCGUUGUCGAUCCAGCCGGUUAACCAUCUCCUUCACAACAUUCGCUUCUCUGAUCCUCCCUCGCUCGCGCCAUCUCCCCCAUCCCAUCGCCGGAACAAUAGUUACGACUACCACUACCAGCCUUCCUCGGAUAAGCCGGCCGGUUCCCCUCCGCCAGAGAACCCCUCCGGCGAGGAAGCGAUCGUGCCGUUCGCUGGGUCCGGGGCCAUCGUGCCGUUCGCUGGGCCCGGGGCCAUCGUGCCGUUCGCUGGGCCCGGGGCCAUCGUGCCGUUCGCUGGGGCCGGGGCCAUCGUGCCGUUCGCUGGGCCCGGGGCAAUCGUGCCGUUCGCUGGACCGGAGGCGAUCGUGCCCUUCUCUGCGUCGGGCAGCGAGCCGGAGAGCGGAGCGAUCGUACCGUAUGAAGGAAAGCCGAAGGGCAAGACGUCGCUUAAGGUGCUACUGCUCCACGGGAGCCUCGACAUAUGGGUGCACGAGGCCAUGAACCUCCCCAACAUGGACUUAUUCCACAAGACGUUGGGGGACAUGCUUGGGGCGAGGAUUACCAAUAGCAUAACUGGUAAGGUGGAUCAGGCGCCCAUAACCAGCGACCCUUAUGUGUCAAUAAUGUUGUGCGAUGCAGCGAUUGGCCGAACCUAUGUGGUGAGCAAUAGCGAGAACCCUGCCUGGAUGCAACAUUUCAACGUUCCAGUGGCUCACCACGCCGCGGAGAUCGAGUUCGUCGUCAAAGACAGCGACGUUGUCGGAGCGCAGCUUAUAGGCUCUGUUUACGUCCCAACAGAGCAAAUUUACUCCGGCGAGAAGGUGGAGGGGGCUUUCCCUAUUCUUGGUACCAACGGGAAGCAAUGCAAACCUGGCGCUUUUCUGAGACUGUCAAUCCAGUACAUUCCGAUGAAUAGACUUAGCAUUUAUCAUCAUGGAGGGGGUACUGACCCCGAGUACAGGGGGGUGCCGAAUACCUACUUCCCUCUCAGAAAAGGGGGAAACGUCACACUUUAUCAAGAUGCUCAUGUUCCUGAUGGUUGCCUCCCGGACCUUCGGAUGGGAAAUGGGAUGCAGUACCAGCAUGGGAAGUGUUGGUAUGACAUUUUUGAUGCAAUAAGCAAUGCUCGCCGUUUGAUUUACAUUGGCGGUUGGUCAGUUUACCAUACUGUUCGUCUAGUAAGAGAUUCUGGCAAUUCACCGUCUCCUAUAUUGGGGGAUUUAUUGAAGUUAAAAUCACAGGAAGGGGUAAGAGUUCUGCUUCUCGUAUGGGACGAUCCAACAUCCAGAAGCAUCUUGGGUUAUCGAACGGAUGGGGUAAUGGGAACUCGUGACGAAGAGACUCGCCGCUUUUUCAAGCACUCUACGGUGCAAGUUUUGCUUUGUCCUCGUUCAGCUGGAAAAAAACACAGCUUUGUGAAACAACAUGAAACAGGAACUAUCUAUACCCAUCAUCAAAAACAAGUUGUUGUAGAUGCUGAUGCUGGUAAUAACAGAAGAAAAAUAGUAGCUUUUAUUGGAGGCCUUGACUUAUGUGGUGGCCGUUAUGACACACCUGAGCAUCCCAUCUUUAGGACGCUGCAAACACUGCAUAAGGAUGACUAUCACAAUCCUAAUUUUGUGAACUAUGAUGAGAGUGGUCCUAGAGAACCAUGGCAUGAUAUGCACUGUAGAAUUGAUGGUCCAGCAGCUUUUGAUGUUCUGCAAAAUUUUGAAGAGCGUUGGUUAAAAGCUGCAAAGCAUCAUGGGAUCAAAAAGUUAAAGAAAUCAGAUGACUCAUUGCUCAGUAUUGACAGAAUUCCAGAUAUUAUAGGGAUUGAUGAUACAAUGUACAGGAAUGAUAAUGAUCCUGAGACUUGGCAUGUUCAGAUUUUCCGGUCAAUUGAUUCAAAUUCAGCAAAAGGUUUCCCAAAAGAUCCAAGCGAUGCUUCCAAUAAGAACCUUGUUUGUGGGAAAAAUGUAUUAAUUGAUAUGAGUAUACAUCAAGCUUAUAUUCAUGCCAUCCGAGCUGCACAACACUUCAUUUACAUUGAGAAUCAGUAUUUUCUGGGUUCUUCAUUUGGCUGGGAUUCAAAUAAGAACUUAGGUGCCAAUAAUCUUAUACCCAUUGAAAUUGCUUUUAAAAUUGCUAGUAAAAUAAGAGCAAACGAGAGGUUUACUGCAUACAUUGUUAUUCCCAUGUGGCCAGAGGGUAAUCCAACUGGUGCUCCUACACAAAGGAUUCUAUUCUGGCAGAUUGCAACUCCAGUGUUGCACAUGUCAAAUGAUUAA